CGAACUACGAUCUAUGGAGCCCUGCGAGGCGAGAAAGCACAACAUCUGUGGGGAAGAAGCAGAAUUAGUGGUGUGCAUUAAUAAACGUGGAUCAUUGUAGACUGACGAGAGUGAGAUUAGUAUAGUCUGUGUUAUCAUCCACCUGGUCGGUAGUGGAUGGAUGAGCGUCCCUCGUCCCGUGCUGUGGCGGUCAGCCUGUGUGACUCUGCCCCCUGCUGUGGCGGGGUGGAUGACCUGCAGGCGGUGCGGUCUCAGGGUCUAGUGGGGGCCCUGCUAGGUUCACUGCCCCGGAUCCCCCGACAGAACCUCAGACUGGGCCGACCGCUGCUGCUGCUGCCGGAGAGGAGAGAGCUUCUGACUGAGCGGCGGGCUGCUGCUGCUCUACCCGUCUACCAGGAUGGAGAGGGGGCGGAGCUUCGUCUGCAGGUCAAGCAGCACCUGGAGGACCAGAAAAGGAGCUAUGAGGAGCAGAGCGUCCUUGCGCUGGAGGACAGGAAGGCAGCGCUGCUGCGAGCCAUGACAUCAUCACAUACAGAGUCUGGCGAUGAGGCUCUGCAGAGCCGGCUGGAGGCUCUGGACCGGAGCUUCACCUUUCCCAGUUCGGCGCUGGCAGUCCAGGUGAGCACGGCAAGGGCGGGACUGUCCUAUCGCCCGGAGGCCCGGGCCACCCUGCACGCCAGCCGGCCACUCAGAGGGCAGGAAGAGUCGAGCUGCCACGCUGCCAGGUACCAGGUGUUCAGAGACCUGAGGGGGCGGGGCUUCUACUUGACUUCAGCCGGAAAAUUUGGAGGACACUUCCUGGUUUAUCCAGGUGACCCUCUUCGUUUCCACGCUCACUUCAUCGCCGUCUGCCUGUCCCUGGAGGAGCCUGUCUGUCUUCUGGACCUCCUCGCUGUGGCCCGUCUGGGCUCCAAUGUGAAGAAGACGGUCCUGCUCUGCUCGCCGGGGCCGGAGGGCCGGGUUCAGUACACCUCAUUACAGUGGAGCGGGAUGGUGUAGGGGACUAAUCAAUACUCAGACCGGAUUUUUUUUUCACCCCAAGUCUUUAAGGAUCCGAAGAAGAAACCGCAUGACCUCACGAAAUAAAGACCUGGACCUGAUUAA
Molecule: messenger RNA, 1104 nt
Organism: Gasterosteus aculeatus aculeatus (three-spined stickleback)
Lineage: Eukaryota; Metazoa; Chordata; Actinopteri; Perciformes; Gasterosteidae
Gene: tsen34
Product: TSEN34 tRNA splicing endonuclease subunit
Biological process (GO): tRNA splicing, via endonucleolytic cleavage and ligation; tRNA-type intron splice site recognition and cleavage
Cellular component (GO): tRNA-intron endonuclease complex
Molecular function (GO): nucleic acid binding; tRNA-intron lyase activity
Source: RefSeq, a predicted model, not a curated record